Messenger RNA from Saprolegnia parasitica CBS 223.65, 1992 nucleotides. RefSeq lists its product as hypothetical. The record is from RefSeq and is a predicted model, not a curated record. Gene Ontology annotation, molecular function: protein binding. The coding region runs from base 1 to 1992 and encodes 663 amino acids. The transcript is spliced from 3 exons. NCBI's taxonomy places the organism in Eukaryota, Oomycota, Saprolegniomycetes, Saprolegniales, Saprolegniaceae.
AUGACCGCCGCAGCGUCCUCGUCGCCCGCCCGCGGCCUCCGCCUCUCGUACCUGCGCCACUUUAUCAACAGCCAUGGCGGCGAAACCAGCUUUGCCGGCAAGACGACAGCCCAAGUCUGCUUUGAGUUUGUCGUGCCAUUGACCAAGCCGUCGGAGCUCUCGCUCGUUGACCACGUCGCCAACGACCCAACGACCGCCGCCUACGUCGCGCCGGCCAACUGGUAUGUCAGCCACGCCUGGCAGUAUCUCUUCUUGGAGACUGUCGACAGCCUCGAGCGCUUCUUUGCCGACCGCGGCCUCUCGGACGACGCGGUCAUUUGGUUUUGCGUCUUCAACAACAACCAACACCUCGCGAGCUCGUACCCGUUCGAGUACUGGUCGACGACGUUCAAGAAUGGUCUGGCAGCCAUCGGCAACGUGGUCAUGAUCAUGCACCCGUGGAACGACCCGAUCGUCUUGCGGCGAAGCUGGUGCGUCUUUGAAGUCUACGUGGCUGUGACCAUGGGCGCGCGCUUUGAGAUCGCACUGGCGCAGGGUCAAGAAGCCACGUUUCUCAACGACAUCGCAGACGAUGGCGCGAUCCAUCGCAUGCUGGCGACAAUCAAAUGCGAAAACUCGGAGGCAACCGUCCCGAGCGACCGUGAUGGUAUUUUUGAUUUGAUUCGCGCCGAGACAUCGUUCAUCGCGGUCGAUCGGCUCAUCUUUUCGACUUUAUCGAAUUGGAUCAAGGCAGCGCUUGAGGCAUCGAUCGCAUCGGCGCCAACGCUCGCCGAGAAGGCAGCGCGGUGGCGCCAUCUCGGGCACAUCUACGACCGCGACAACGACGACGUCGAGACCGAGCGCUGCUUCCGACACGCCGUCGUCUUGUUUACGCGAGCCAAUGGCCCCAACGACCUCGAGACGCUCAAGACGCAGUCGGAGCUGGCAUUGUGCAUCGCGUUUCAACGCAAACCACAGCUCGAGUGGGAGCCGCUCUUCCUCUCAACGCUCUCCGCGCUUGUGGAUCUGCUCGGCGCGAUGCACAAGACGACGCUCGUCGCUCGCUUGCGCCUCACGGUCGCACUUUCCUGGAACGGCGAUCACCGCGGCGCGCUUACUGUGGGUCUUGGGACGCUGGACCUCCAGCGCGCCACGUUUGGCCUCCGUCAUUGGCAGACGGCUGGCACGUUGAGUGCGAUCGGCGGUGCGUACAACCAGCUCUACAUGUACCGCGUUGCUGCCCGGUACCUUCGACGCGCCCUGCUCGUGCAAGAAGCAACCUUUGGUCACGACCAUACGUCGACGCAAACAUCGGCGUCACGGCUCACGAAUGCCCUUUUGAACACAGGCAACGCCGUGCGGGCGCUGCCCCUGGCACAGCGCCUUGUUGCGAGCAGCGAGCGCAUUCUCGGCCCGCUCCACGACUCGGCAAUUGUUGACAAGAUUACACUCGGGGUCGCACUUCUUAAUGCGGGAAAGGCCAACGAAGCGCAGGCACUAUUGACGACGCUGGAUGCGAUCUUAGAAGGCCGGCCUGAGCUAGCCACACGCCAGUUCUCGGUGCUCGAUCACAUUGCCGUUGCAUUUUGGUACCAGAGCCAGUACGAGAAGGCCGCCACGUACUUUUACUAUGUCGAGUCGACCGACGAGUUGACGCCCGAGACGUGGCCAGCCAACUGUCUCGUGUGCGGCAAGGCGAUUGUCGGUUGUGUCGUCAUGUGCACCGGGUGCCCCGGCGGCAUCUUUAUGUUUUGCACCAGCUGCCUCGCGCGCAAGGUCGCCCGGCUGCAACUGCUCUGCAAGCACGACCCGUCGACGACAACGUACACGACGACGCCGCCCCCGCGCCGAUUUUUCUUGGAAAAAGACCUCCUCGAAGCCUCGUACGACCGCGUCGAGAUGCUGUGGACCGACUACGCCAGCUACUGCACGAUGCACAACGUUCCGUUGCACGAGCGCCUAGCACGGACCUCGGUGCCCGUUUUGAACCGCAGUUGGCACCCGAUGCUCUAG